UACCAUCGUCACUAGAUCCCCAUUGUCACUAGAUCCCAUCCUCCACCACCAUGUAUGCUUCUUCUUCCUCUGGUCCGCAGGAUCCCGACAUGGAGUUGCUCCCGCUGAUACCAAGGCGCGUGGUGGUCCAGAUUUCGGCAGGGCCAUGGUGCUUAUGCUGGGCGCCGCAUUGAUUCUUCUCAUGUUCUUGCUUGGCAUCUCUGUCCUCAUACUGGCAGUGGUGUAUUUUAAGUGAGGCGGCCAUUAGGCAUAGUUCUGAUAGUUUAGGUGCUGGCAGUAGAUGCAUCAGGUGUUCUCCUGUGCUUGUACCGGGUGCAUGACAGCUAGUUUCAGUUAUGUGUGUCAUUAUGUAUGGCUGAUGUGAUUUCGACCAUGGACUAUCAGUUUAGGAUCUCACAAAUGACCCUAUGUUAUGUUAUGCCUGUGUGUUAAUCAGCUUAAAAUGGCAGAAUGAGUAGUUAAUGCUUUCGUUUUUUUCUGUCUCUUUAUUAUCGUCCGGUUUUCACAAAUGCAAACGAGCAGCAUGCUGGCCAUGCGAUCAGCAUUACAACUGUAAAAUACGCGCCAUGGGCUCAUUUAUUUUACCUUGACUCCGCCUCAACUACCCCAGCACCCACCAUGUACCACCCCACCCCUGUCCCAACUACUAGUCAUUUACCAUCGUUGUAGCUUCUCCACAUGGGUCCGCUGCUCUUCCUCUCCGAAGUUGUCUCGCUCUGGGAACUGCGAUGAUGACAAACUAGAAGUUGAGCAGAUCCCCAUGCCGCAGGGUCGGACCUCAGACACAGAUCCAAAUCUGGAGCAAGCACCCAACUGCACUUCAAGGAUGUCAGUGAAGCAAGUUGUCGCAGUUAUCAAGGAUUUUAGCGAGUACAAGAAGUGGCUUGUGACUGAGAUCGGUUUUGGAGGUAUGCUUGACCUCCCAACGCACCAGAAAUUUAAUCUCAGGCUUAGUGCAUGGCUAAUGAGCAACGUGAGAGUACACCGGUGUGCGAUUCACAUCACUGAGAAGGUGUUAAAAUUUUGGGCAGAGGAUGUUGGAAAAGUUUUCGGCAUACCAUGUGGCAGCCAGAUGUCAAGGGCCGGGAUGCGGAUGUAAAUCCUAAUUCUGUUGAUUUUAUCAAACGCACCUUGAGGAUGGAUCAAGUUGGAGCUCACAGCCUUCGAGCUGCAGAGGAAUUCCUGAAGCGGGACAUAACAGAGGAUUCUGGCAAGCUGGAGAAGAUUGUUUCCAGAUUGCUUUUGUUAUCGUCGUGAUGGGACAUAUUCUGGUGCCUUCCACGAAGCACAAUUAUGCCACCAUAGAUUUUUGGGGAGCACUUGCAAAUCCGGAGAACAUUCAACAAUUUAAUUGGUGUGAGUAUGUACUCAGCUGUCUGACGGAUUCGGUUACCAAAUUGCAAAAAGAUUUGGUGAUGAAUGUUCAGACUAUCAACCUCACUGGCUGUCACUUGUUUCUUCAGGUUUUCUUCCUUGAUAACCUUGAACUUGGUAUUUUCACGACAAAACAUGAUGUUUUCCCGAGGAUCAGUGCCUUUGACAGGGCCACACUUAGACGAAUGAUCACCAUGGCCACGGACAUUGGCAAGUCGCCAAGCACCUACACUAGUGCCAUGGGAUCCUCAUGGGCUUUGCUACACGAGAUCAAAUUUUAUGUCCUCGGUUGGUAACUUACGAGACGCGGAAUACGGGCCUAAUUGGAGUACACCACCUCAAUGUUCCACUAGGGCUGCAAUCGGUCAGCCAACGAGCAUUCGAUGUUCGCCUCACACGGCGAGCUCUUCAUUCCCUUCAGGGCAAUUUUCUGCGUCAGACUUCUCCAAUUUCAUUGGACUCAACUACCCUCAGUUGUUUGGUGAUCCACUCGCAAUCGUGUUGAGGCAACAAUACGCGAGGGUGGUACUCCACAUGAACACUGCGAUGCAGAAUAUCCAGGAAGACAUGCACUCGUUCGCCCAAAAAAUGUUCUUUAACUUGUAGAGCCGUUGCAUAUGCUGCUCUAUUAGAGGUUAUCUGGAUUGUCCAAUGCAUGAUCGUUCAUCAACUCCAGACCCUUCGAUGCGAACCCCUGCUGCACUGAGCAUUCCUGGUCGACGUCUAGAUAUGACAGCCAUGGCAGAUACGAACCCCUCCCCAAGCCCUAACUACCGAUCCAAGCGCGCCGCUAGUGAUCCACUUCUCGUUGAUUCAUGUAGACCAAAGAGGGACCAUGGUUCUAGCACAACUUAUUCAGUUCGCCUUUCUGAGUACGCUUCGUCAGUUAGCAGCGUUGUCUUGGAGGUGUAAAUCCGCCUUAACUGCGAUGACCCUGAUGCCCCCGUGUUUGCCCAUUCACUGAGGCCGUUGCCUCAGAGGAAAUACGUCACAUCGUCUGGCUUUGCAAAAAAAAAAAUCCUUGGAUGGCAGGCUAUUGUCCUGCUCCCCCGCAGUCUACUGUUCUUAUGGAGCAGCUCCAAGAUUUCAUGCGCAAUGCUAGCGCGGAAUGUUUGAACAGCAAUUGGAUAGUCCACAACACUCCUCGUCACCUCUCCGUGUCUGGUCUGCAAAUCAGGAAUCAGUUCCUUGCCCCUGUCGAUCUUCAGCAUGAAAUGGCUACUCUCCUGUUUCGACGCUGCAUUAAGAUUUUCAUGGAAGAAAACCCAGAUCGUCCAUACAUGAGCUUUCCUCACAUAUUGGACAAUGGCUUGGCGGUGUUAGUUCUUGCUGGUAUGGAUUUCAUCCACCUGAUCCAAAUACAAGAGCAGUUUGUUGGACAACACAUUCUCUACCCCCUGCACACUUGCCAGAACUUUUAUGUUCCAGUGCCAACACCACAUGGCUGGUCACUCUAUUUAUGGGACAUGGUUGCAACUGAAGUACAUGUACUAGACCCUCUCUCUGGUCCUAGUGGGUGCACUCCCGAAGUUCGAGCUAUGCACGAAGCUGCAGUCUCCAUAUUGCACGACGGUUUGUUCAAGUGUAUAUCAGAGUUUUUCUCGGGAUGGCCUGUGAGUAAAGAAAAUUGGACCACUAAGUACCCUCGAGUGGCUGACACUCUUUUCUCUAGGGAAGAUUCUGCAGUAUGUGUCCUUCAUCUUCUUCGAUUCUACAAUGGCAGCAAGGGAACCGUGCCACUAACUAAGAACAAUAUUGACAGGAUGCGCCUUCAUUUAUUCCAUGAAACCUUCAAGUUACAAGGCAACAAAUCUUCUGUGCCACCAGACGUGAUGUGGAACAUCUUAGCGCCUGACGACAUAGCUGAUGAAACAUCCGUAGUUGCAACUUAAUGAGAGCUCUGAUGCGAUGUUGUUGAUUUCUUAUGUCAAACUUGUACCAUGACUUACUGCAAGUUUGUAAUCAUCAUGUGUUUCGGUGCAUGAGUCCUCCUGUGUCUGGACAUGUAACCAUGGAUAGAGUUUUACUAUAUACUUUGGUCAACCCUGCAGCUCCAUUCGUUUU
Messenger RNA from Triticum aestivum (bread wheat), 3438 nucleotides. RefSeq lists its product as uncharacterized. NCBI's taxonomy places the organism in Eukaryota, Viridiplantae, Streptophyta, Magnoliopsida, Poales, Poaceae. The coding region runs from base 2400 to 3266 and encodes 288 amino acids. The transcript is spliced from 12 exons. The record is from RefSeq and is a predicted model, not a curated record.